UAAUAUGCGGACAAUACUAUACCUAGGCAGCUGCUGCAUGCACGUAGGCUCGGAGCUUUGCAGGAGUUCGCUUUGCGUUUAGCUAUCGCGUGCCAACUUUUGCCCAGAUCCGAGCUGCAAUACGCUGUAUGAUAGUUGAAGACACUGUAGAGAUGCCUAACCCAACAAGAGUCUUGGCGAGACGCCUGCCUUAGUUGCUUCCAGCAUAACGCUUCGGGUUUCAGGCACGCCAGCAUCUCAUUACUGUUGCAUACAUCAUAUCGCUGGUCGUGUAAGGCGACGCUCAGGAUGCGGUUGACCCAGAAGGUUCCAUGCUCCGCAAUUCAGCCGAGCGUGGGCUCCUGCCCGCGUGGCUGCGGCCGGCGCGCGGUCCAGCGGCUGAACCCUUGCUUCAGCUGGCAACAGCGCGCGUCGCCCUCGGCGUCGGAGCAGGCGGAGCAGGGCCCCAGCGUGAACGGGGGCAGCCCGCGCUCGGCCAGCCCCAGCUCCGGCCGGGCUCUGAACGCUGAGGAGGACUUUCUGGCCCGCGCUCGCAAGAUGCAGCAGCGCAUCGCCAAGCUUAAGAAGCUGCAGGAGAAGAUUUCUCAGAUGAAGGAGGAGCGCGACUUCAUGGCCGCAUACAACGAGGUGGAGGCGUCCGCGUCCGACAACGACGACGACGACGACAGCGCCGGCAGCAACAGCAGUCCAGAGGAGCUGCGCCGCUGGGUGGCGUCGCUGAUGGCGGCGUCGGCGGAGCGCGUGGCGGCGGCGGCAGCAGCCAAGGCCGCGGCCGGCGGCGAGGGCAGCCGCACCAGCGGCACCACCAGCACCAGCGGCGUGGUCAACGGGGCGGGCGCCAUGGCGUCCUGGCGGCAGGGCGGCGGCGGCGGCGGCGGCGGCGUCUACAUGCCAGCCUCGCCGUCCUUCGACGUGCCGCCGGCGACGCUGCCCACGCCGCCGCCGCCGGCACAGCCUCUUGUGGCCAACCCGCCCGCCGGCGCCGCCGCCGCCGCCUCAGCUCCUGGCGGCUACGUGCCCGGCCGCAUCGUGCCGCAGCACCCGGCGGCCACUGCAGGCCCCACCGCCGCCGCCGCCGCCGCCGCCAGCACGUCGGCGGCGCCGCCGGCGCCCGGGCAGCAGCCGGUGAUCCGGCGCUACAGCGUGCGCUACAACUCCGCCGCCAACAAGCCCACAUUCGUGCCAGUGGACGGCGCGGCGGGCGCCAGCACGAAUACCGGCAGCGGCGGCGGCGGGGUCGCAGCACCGCAGCAGCAACAGCAGCAGCAGCAGCAACCCGACUUGUCGGCAUCGCCGUGGCGGUUCCGCACGCCGGCGCUACAGCCGGUGUCAGCAGCGAUGGCGCCGCCACAGGCGCCGCCGCAGGCACCACCGCAGGCACCGGCGCCGCCGCCACCACCGCCGUCGCCGCCGCCCACUCAGGAGCCGGUACGCUUCCAAAGCAUACUGGCGCAGGCGGCGGCGCCCGCGGCGGCACCGGCACCACCCGCGGCAGACACAGCCGCGCCGCCCGGCGCCCGCCCCGCUGCUCCCGCCCCCGCCACCUCCGCCUCCGCCUCCUCCGCCUCGGCCGCCGCCGCCGCAGGGACAGCAGCGGCCGCAGCAGCACCAGGCGCACCCGCGGCUGCGGCCGCCGCCGCGAAGAAGGGCGGCGCCGCCGCCGUGCCCGCCAAGCCGGCGGCGCCGGUGCGCGACCCGGACGCCGAGCUCCGCGCCACCGCCUUCCCCGAGAGCCUCACCUCCACCAACCCCUACACGCUGUACGACAUGCCGCUGCCCAGCCGGCCCAUGCCGGCGGCCUGGCAGACCGCCGCGGAGCGGCAGGCGGCGGCGGCAGCCGCCGGAGGCGCCGCCGCGGCGGCGCCGCCAGCGGAGCUGGCGGUGGGCCGCGCGGAGCGCCCGCGCGACCUGGUGUUCGUGACGGCGGAGGCGGCGCCGUGGAGCAAGACGGGCGGGCUGGGGGACGUGAUGGGGGCGCUGCCGCGGUCGCUGGCGGCGCGGGGGCACCGGGUGAUGGUGGUGAGCCCGCGCUACCUUGCGCCCAGCGCGGCCAAGCGCUACGAGGGCAUCAAGGACACGGGCGUGAGGGCGCGCCUGAACCUGAACCCGCCCGGGGCCAAGGCCGACGGCGGAGGCGGCGUGCACGAGGUGGGUUUCUACCACCUGCACAAGGACGGCGUGGACUGGGUGUUUGUGGACCACAUCAGCUACCACCGGGAGGGCACGCCGUACGGCAACGCCGCUGGCACGUACGGCGACAACCUCUUCCGCUUCAGCCUGCUGUGCAUGGCGGCGUGCGAGGCGCCGCUGCUGCUGCACGUGGGCGGGCACCGCUACGGCACGCCGCCGGGGCUGCCGUACGGACAGAACGUGACCUUCAUCGCCAACGACUGGCACGCCGGCCUGGUGCCCGUGUACGUGGCCGCCAAGUACCGGCGGCACGGCGUGUACCGCGAGGCGCGCUGCGUGCUGGCGCUGCACAACCUGGCGCACCAGGGCGCUCACCCGCCUCGCACCUUCAACUCCCUGGGUCUGCCGGGCGAGUGGUACGGCGCGCUGGAGUGGGUGGACACAGGCGACAACGGCGCUGGGGGCGGAGGCGGAGGCGGAGGCGGCCCGGGUGGCGGGGCGCGGCGCCACAUGCAGCGUGUGCCCACCAUCAACAUCAUGAAGGCCGCCAUGGUGACCAGUGACAAGCUGGUGACUGUGUCGCCUGCCUACGCCUGGGAGGUGUGCGACGACAAGGGCGAGCAGGGCAUGGGCCUGACCUCGCUGCUGCGUCAGCGCAUGGGCGACCUGCAGGGCAUCGUCAACGGCAUAGACGUGGGCGAGUGGGACCCGCGCACAGACCCCUACAUACCCAGGAACUACCACGAGGGCAGCCUGGGCGGCAAGGGCCUGUGCAAGGCUGCGCUGCAGGGGGAGCUGGGUCUGCCUGUGGACCCGGCGGCGCCGCUGCUGGGCUUCAUCGGGCGGCUGGACUUCCAGAAGGGGCCGGACCUGGUGCUGGGCGUGCUGCGGCCGCUGGUGGCGGCGGGAUGCCAGGUGGUGUUGCUGGGCAGCGGCGCGGCGGACUACGAAGAGGCGUUCAAGGCCGCGCAGGCCGCCUUCCCCGCAAACGUGCGGGCGCACGUGGGCUUCAGCGUGCCGCUGUCACACAAGAUUCUUGCCGCCUCCGACAUCCUGCUGAUGCCGUCGCGCUUCGAGCCGUGCGGCCUGAACCAGAUGUACGCCAUGCGCUACGGCACGGUGCCGGUGGCGCACGGCACCGGCGGCCUGCGCGACACCAUCGACGACGUCAACCCCUUCCGCGGCGAGGGCUUCAGUCGCGCCGGCGGCAUGAUGGGCGCCAACGACGCCGACAGGGAGCUGGAGGAGCUGUUCGAGAAGGGCCUGGCCUGGGGUCGGCCCACGGGCGGCCGCUCCGCAGACGACCCCUCCACCAACAACCAGGACUACUACGAGCCGUUCCAGGACUAUUUUGGAUCCGGCGGGCGGUACGGUGCUGUGGCGGACGGCGCCGAGGAGGACGACGGCUACGGCAUGUACGACACGGACGACUCGGAUUCUGGAUCCGGAUCCGACUCUCCCGCGGACUCCGACAGCCCCUGGCGGCGCGGGCUGCAGGGGCUGCAGACGCGGCGCGACCUGGGCACUGGCUGGACCUUCGCGCCCGCUUCCGAGGAGGCGUUGUUGGACGCGGUGAGUGCGGCGCUUCAGAUCUACGAGCGGCACCCGGACAAGUGGCGGCGCAUCCAGCUGGCCGGCAUGCGGCGGGACUUCAGCUGGGGCCGCGCGGCGCGGCAGUGGGAGAGCGUGAUCGAGACUGUGGUGGCGGCGCCCACCUACAGCAAGUAGCGAGGAGGGGGAGCAGGGGAGGGGGAGCAGGGAAAGUAGGCGCGGGAGGUGGGGGAGGGGAAGCUUUUGGGGAGGGGAAGCUUGGGGGAGGAGCGUGUGUGGAGGAGCAUGGACGGGCACGAUGUACGGUUGAGGUUUGGGGAUGGCGGCCGGAGCACGUCGUUUGAUGCACACAUGUGGAUGUGGCAUUAACUAUACGCCGCAUGCAUGGCACCGGACCUUCAGUUUGGACCUUGUCUUUCUUGCCUUGAUUGCAAAGGAGGCGGCAGGUCCAAAUCGGCUGAAGCGAUGACGUAGACGCUUGCGGCCUGAGACGGGAGACGUAGCGUGGGCGCAGCCCACUUUUCCCGUUUCCCUCGAGAGGCAAAACCACUUUCUUGUCUUGUCUUGUCUUGUCUUGUCUUGAGCGUGUGUGUACGAGCUCGGAAUACUGUGUGCAUGUACAAUGGGCUGUAUGUGUGUGUGUGUGUUUGGAAUUGGUUGCAAGCCGCGUCUAUUCCGUGACUGGGUCCGCGAAGCUGGUGGAUUGGAACUGGACUAGGAAGAAAGCCAGGCGGUCCUGUGCCGGCCAGUCCGGUGUCGGUCUGCGAGUCCGGUAUCGGUCUGGUCCCCUGAUAAGCUUUGUAAGCUGCCCUGAGU
Messenger RNA from Chlamydomonas reinhardtii, 4497 nucleotides. RefSeq lists its product as uncharacterized. The record is from RefSeq and is a predicted model, not a curated record. Gene Ontology annotation, cellular component: chloroplast. The transcript has 12 exons. The coding region runs from base 289 to 3858 and encodes 1189 amino acids. Gene Ontology annotation, molecular function: alpha-1,4-glucan glucosyltransferase (UDP-glucose donor) activity. Lineage: Eukaryota; Viridiplantae; Chlorophyta; Chlorophyceae; Chlamydomonadales; Chlamydomonadaceae.